Messenger RNA from Staurois parvus, 342 nucleotides. Lineage: Eukaryota; Metazoa; Chordata; Amphibia; Anura; Ranidae. The record is from the annotation of a GenBank genome assembly.
AUGUCCCCCCUGCAGCAUCCCCGGCCGUCUCCUCCGGCCAGUGCCGGCAUCCGUCUUCUGGGUUCCCUUCCCUGCGAGGGUCGGGACGUAUGGGGGACGGAACCGGCGGGAAAUUCAAACAUUUUAAUAAAAUCACAUAGUAUAACAUUACUGUAUCAAGCCAUUUCACAUACAUUUUGUCCCGAGUGCUUUGUCCUGUGCCCUGCCUGCAUUUUUACCGUUCUUUCUGCCUGGAAACUGAGAGAAGUCCAUGGCGUCCAAAAAAAGCGUCCCUUUAGGUCAAAAGCGGUUUUAGACCAGCUAGAGAACAGCGAUAGUAAAUUAGAAAUACUUGAAGAAUUG